AUGGCCUCAAAAAAACCAUCCAUUCUCCCGGCGGACAUCAUGGAGGCCCAAUUGUCCACAAUUGACCUCCUAGAAGCGAUGUUCCCAUCCCCGGGCGAGCUGGAAAUCCCCGAGUCUACAACGCAGUGCGUUGGGAAACUCCGGAACUGGUGCCAGGAUCCGACUUCCACACCAUCUGGGAUACCUCCAAGUAUAUCUCUCGUCGUCUGCCUCCCGAUUUCAGACGGAGAGAAAACAAUCCAGGUCAAUAUCUCAGUUCCAUUACACUGCGAGGACCCAGAGACAGGCUGUGACGAGCCGCCAUCAUUAGGCUAUUCACUCCGACAACCGGACUGGAUGUCUAAAGCCGAAGUCGCCAGACUUGCCCCCUCAAUACCACAAGGUGAUGCUCUCGAGGCUUUCGAGUACAUCCAAGAAGAAGCUCGUCGCUUUAUUGAAGAGAAGCAGUCCCAAUCACGAACUGCAACGUCAGAAGAAAGUUCCAAAGGACCGCUCGUCAGAGUCUGGUUCUAUUUCCCAUCCUUGUCAACGCGGAAAAAGAGGGACGAUAUGGUUAAUCUCGCACCAGGCUAUUCUCUGACUGGCUUUGUACUUGCGGGCAAACCGGGUGUAUUAUGUCUCGAGGGUGCGUCGAUGGAUAUCGAUGCUUAUAUGAGCUUCAUCAAAACACAUUCGUGGGGUGAUAUCCCAAGUCAUCAGAAAAAGGUUAGCGAGAGAUUCCGACAGACAGAGGGGAUUGAGAGGGUAUUUUCCGGAAUGGAAGAAAUCACGGAUUCACUGGGAGAAAGAGGCGGACAACGCGCCAAUCGUGGGGAUAUGCAGGCUUUGGAGGCGUGGUUAAGGACGAAGGGGCUCCACGAGGCCUUUGAAAAUGUAAUAUUCUAG
Molecule: messenger RNA, 885 nt
Organism: Penicillium atrosanguineum
Lineage: Eukaryota; Fungi; Ascomycota; Eurotiomycetes; Eurotiales; Aspergillaceae
Product: DUF1115 domain protein
Exons: 1
Coding region: 1-885 (294 amino acids)
Source: RefSeq, a predicted model, not a curated record